CGGAGGGGACGCCGAAAGAGCCGGUUGCUGUCCGCGGCUCGGCGCGGCUUAGCCGCAGCAUGGCGGAGCAGGGCUUGGAGAUGGCGUCUAUGAUCCCGGCGCUUCGGGAACUGGGCAGUACCAGGCCAGAGGACUAUAACACCGUUGUGCAGAAGCCAAGACAAAUUCUGUGUCAGUUUAUUGACCGAAUACUUACAGAUGUAAAUGUUGUUGCUCUAGAACUUGUGAAGAAAACUGACUCUCAGCCAAGUUCUGUGAUGCUACUUGAUUUCAUCCAGCAUAUCAUGAAAUCUUUCCCGCUUAUGUUUGUAAAUGUCUGUGGAAGCCAUCAACAAAAGGAGGCUGAAAAUAGUUGUCUUGAAUUCAGUCACUGGAUUAUGACAAGACUUUUUCGAAUUGCUGCGACUCCAUCCUGUCAUCUGUUACACAAGAACAUCUGUGAAGUCAUCUGCUCGUUGUUGUUUCUUUAUAAAAGCAAGAGUUCAGCAAUUUUUGGGGUGCUAACAAGAGAAUUAUUACAUCUUUUUGAGGAUCUUAUUUAUCUUCACAAAAGAAAUGAGAUGGGACAAACCAUAGAAUGGCCAGUGAUAGUGAACAGAUUUUUAAGUAACCUAGAUAAACGCGUGGGAUAUUUGCAGUCUGCUCCUCUGCAGUUACUGAGCGUGCAAAAUGUAGAGUUUAUUGAAGCUGCGUUAUUAACAAUUCUCAAUGACAUUAUUGCCAUUGUGUUUUUUAGAAGACAGGAACUUUUACUUUGGGGCAUAGGCUGUUCUCUGCUAAAGUAUGGCAGUCCUAACGUUAAGGCCUUAGCAAUUUGUCUUCUGACCAGGCUUUUUGAACUUGGAGGGCUACCGGAACAAUCAGCAAACACUUUUUUCAGCUCAUUUUUUGACUUGCUAAAAAGUGUUGUAGAAAUGGAUGCAGAUCAACUAAAACUUUAUGAAGAACCCUUAUCACAGUUGAUGACGUUGAUGUUCCCCUUUGAAGCAGAGGCUCAUAGAAAUAUGGAGCCUGUGUAUUUGAGUAUGUUACUGGAGAGACUCUGGCUCCUGUUUGAAGCAGGGGCACUUGUGAAGCUUAAGUCUGAAUUGCUGAAAUCUGCUUUGUGCCACUUGCUGCAAUAUUUCCUUAGAUUCGUGCCAGCAGGGUAUGAAUCUGCCUUACAGAUCAGGAAAACCUACGUAAGCAGCAUUUGUAGAGUUUUUGUGGAUACACUUGGAGCUCAGGUGGAAGGAGAGUAUUUGUUGGGCUCACUUUAUGCAGCAUUAAAGCUUGAAAGUAUCGAAAUCUUUGAGCAGUUCCAAUGUGAAACCCAGCAAGAUAUUCCUUUUAAUGAUGAAUGGAGCAGCUGUGGUGGUGGAAUACCACGAAAAAGACAGCGACUAAGUUUAUCAUCAAAACAUUUCUCUAACUCAGCAGGACAGGCAGAAGAAAUUAAGCAUGUGGACAUGAAUGAAAAGAACAUGUUGUGGAAUGCACUGAUCAAGAAAGCUGAAUCUCUUCUCAUUCUACUUGAGCAAAAUAGUAUGGAAAACCCCAUCAUUCAGACAUUAGAAGGAAUUGUUGUCAUUUUGCAGCUGACUGCUCUGUGUACUGUUCACUGUUCUCAGCAAAUCCUGGACCGCAGCCUUAAUUAUAAAGUCACUCCCCAUAAACAUAAGAUGAGGUCUUCAGACUUAGUAAUCAAUGUACAAAUAACCUGGCUGUCUCUGGAUUUUGUCACAAGAGUGCUUAAGAUAUGUAGAAAUUUAUUAGAAUCUGUUCAGAAGCCUAAUCUGGAACCACUGAUUGAUAGAGUGCUGAAAAUAUUUGAUGCUUUGUUUUAUAUGCAAGUAAAAAUACCAUUUGAAGAUAAGAUUCUGGAGGAUUUGUGUGGAAUGUUAUCACUUCCAUGGAUUUAUAGCCAUUCUGAAGACCCUUCUUUAAAGCUGACCACAUUUGGCACUGAUCUUCUAGCCCUGAGCCAAAGUAUUUCAGACAGUUUCUCACCCCAGGCACAGUCACAGUGUGUAUACCUUCUGACUUUGUUCCCAAGAAGUAUUUAUCUUGAAUGGAGAACAGCAGUAUAUUAUUGGGCACUGCAAAGCUCCGAUGAAAUAAUUCGUGCUAAUUGUGUUAGAGGAUUCUCUAUCUUGUUGCAUCAACGGAGUAAAAAUUCUUACAAAAGAGUUCCCAAGAUUCUCAUAGAUAAAGUCAAAGAUGAUCUUGGUGCUGUCAAGAAAGAAUUUGCCACUAUACUUGGACAGCUAAUUUGUUCUCUUUGUGGCUCAUUUGAGUUGAAGAGUCCUCUAACAGAACCUCUCUCUGAGGAUGGAAAUGUUGGUAUCUUCUGUAAGAACCUCACAGUUGCUUCUGAUUGUGAACAGUCAUUUUCUCUACUGAAAGCUUCUAUUUGCAAACCAGUCCUUUUCUUGCUGAAAAAAAAAGUGCCCAGUCCAGUAAAGUUAGCAUUCAUAGAUAAUCUGCCUCAUCUUUGUAAGCACCUCAAUUUUCGGGAAGAUGAAGCAGAUGUAAAAAUAGUCCUUGGCACUUUAUUAAAUUUAAUGGAGGACCCAGACAAAGAUGUGAGAAUGGCUUUCAGUGGAAACAUCAGAUAUAUAUUGGAAUCCUUGGACUCUGAAGAUGGAUUUAUAAAAGAGCUUUUUGUCUUGAGAAUGAGAGAGGCAUAUACCCAUGCUCAAAUAUCAAGAAAUAAUGAGUUGAAGGAUACCUUGAUUCUUACAACAGGGGAUAUUGGAAGGGCAGCAAAAGGGGAUUUGGUGCCUUUUGCACUCCUGCACCUAUUGCAUUGUUUGUUGUCCAAAUCACCAUCUAUUUCUGGAGCAGCGUACACAGAAAUCAGAGCACUAGCUGCGGCCAAAUGUGUGAAACUGCAGACAUUCUUCAGCCAGUACAAGAAACCUAUUUGCCAGUUUUUGGUGGAAUCCCUCCAUUCCAGCCAGAAGACAGCACUCCCCAACACUCCAUGUCAGAAUACUGAGAUGAGAAAGCAAGAUGUUACUCGCCAGCAGGAAAUGACACGAAAUAUCUUAUCUGAAAUUUCCAAUGUUUUUGAUUUUACUGAUAGUAAUCUGUUCCUUACUAGGACAUUACAAGUUCUGUUACCUGACCUUGCUGCCAAAGCAAGUCCAGCAGCCUCUGCCCUCAUUCGAACAAUAGGAAAACAACUAAAUGUAAACCGUAGAGAGAUAUUAAUAAAUAACUUCAAAUACAUCUUUUCCCACUUGGUCUGUUCUUGCUCCAAAGAUGAACUGGAACGUGCACUUCAUUACCUCCAGAAUGAAACAGAGAUUGAAUUGGGUAGUUUGCUGAGACAAGAUUUUCAAGGAUUACAUAAUGAGCUACUGUUGCGCAUUGGAGAACACUAUCAACAGGUUUUCAAUGGUUUGUCAAUACUGGCUUCAUUUGCCUCCAGUGAGGAUCCAUAUCAGGGCCCAAAAGACAUUACAUCACCAGAACUAAUGGCUGAUUAUCUACAACCUAAGCUCUUGGGCAUAUUGGCCUUUUUUAACAUGCAGUUAUUAAGUUCCAGUGUUGGCCUUGAAGAUAAGAAAAUGGCCUUGAACAGUUUGAUGUCAUUAAUGAAGCUGAUGGGACCCAAGCAUAUCAGUUCUGUGAGAGUAAAGAUGAUGACCACAUUGAGGACUGGACUCCGAUUUAAGGAUGACUUUCCAGAACUAUGCUGCAGAGCUUGGGACUGCUUUGUUCGUUGCUUGGACCAUGCUUACCUAGGCUCCCUUCUGAGUCAUGUGAUAGUAGCUUUGCUGCCUCUCAUACAUAUCCAGCCAAAGGAAACGUCUGCUGUCUUUCACUUCCUCAUAGUUGAUAACAGGGAUGCUGUACAAGACUUCCUACAUGAAAUAUAUUUUCUGCCUGAUCAUCCAGAACUGGAAAAGAUAAAAACAACCCUCCACGAAUACAGGAAGGAGACCUCUGAGAGCACUGAUCUACAGACAACGCUACAGCAGUCCAUGAAAGCAAUUCAACAUGAGAACGUAGAUGUCCGUAUCCAUGCUCUUACUAGCCUAAAGGAAACUCUGUAUAAAAAUCAGGUUAAAUUAAUAAAAUAUGCUACAGAUAGUGAAACAGUAGAGCCUAUUAUCUCAAAACUGGUGACAGUACUUUUGAAAGGUUGCCAAGAUGCAAAUUCCCAAGCUCGAUUACUUUGUGGAGAGUGUUUAGGGGAAUUAGGUGCCAUAGAUCCUGGUCGUCUGGACUUCUCCACAGGCGAAACUCAAGGAAAGGAUGUUACAUUUGUGACUGGAGUGGAGGAUUCAAAUUUUGCAUAUGGAUUGUUGAUGGAAUUAACCAGAGCAUUCCUUGCAUAUGCUGAUAAUGUCCGUGCUCAGGAUUCAGCUGCCUAUGCCAUUCAAGAGUUGCUUUCCAUUUAUGAAUGCAGAGAAAUGGAGACUGAUGGUCCAGGCCACCGACUCUGGAGGAGAUUCCCUGAACAUAUUCGGGAAAUUUUGGAGCCACAUCUAAAUACAAGGUAUAAGAGUUCUCAGAAGGCCACAGACUGGUCAACAGUAAAGAAGCCAAUUUACUUAAGUAAACUAGGCAACAACUUUGCAGAAUGGUCAGCAUCUUGGGCAGGUUAUCUUAUAACAAAGGUGCGGCAUGACCUUGCUAGUAAAGUGUUUAACUGCUGUGGUAUUAUGAUGAAACAUGACUUCAAGGUGACCAUCUAUCUUCUUCCACAUAUUCUUGUCUAUGCUUUGCUGGGAUGUACCGAAGAAGAUCAGAAAGAGGUGUAUGCAGAGAUUAUGGCAGUUCUAAAGCAUGAUGAUCAGAAUAGUAUAAGACUACAAGACAGUGCAUCUGAUUUGAGUCAGCUAAGUAUGCAGACUGUGUUUUCCAUGAUUGAUCAUCUCACACAAUGGGCUAGGCACAAAUUUCAAGCACUAAAUGCUGCAGAAAUUCAGUCUAGCAAAUCAAACAGAGAGAAAGUAGAGUCAAAGGCGUCUGCUGGGGACUAUGAAAACUAUCAGAGCGUGGCAUGUUUUCUUGAUCUUAUACCUCAGGACACACUAGCAGUGGCUUCCUUUCGAUCUAAAGCAUAUACAAGAGCGGUGAUGCACUUUGAAUCAUUCAUUACAGAAAAAAAACAAAAUAUUCAAGAGCAUCUUGGAUUUCUACAGAAAUUAUAUGCUGCAAUGCACGAACCAGAUGGGGUGGCUGGCGUAAGUGCAAUUCGGAAAGCAGAACCAUCUCUGAAAGAGCAGAUCCUCGAACAUGAAAGCAUUGGCUUACUGCGGGAUGCCACAGCCUGUUAUGACAGGGCCAUUCAACUAGAACCUGACCAGAUCAUUCAUUAUCAUGGUGUAGUGAAGUCCAUGUUAGGCCUUGGUCAGUUGUCCACUGUAAUCACUCAGGUGAAUGGCGUGCAUGCUAACAGGUCUGAAUGGACAGAUGAAUUAAACACAUACAGAGUGGAGGCAGCUUGGAAACUGUCACAGUGGGAUUUAGUGGAAAACUAUUUGGCAGCAGAUGGGAAGUCAACAACAUGGAGUGUGAGACUGGGACAGCUAUUGUUAUCAGCCAAAAAAAGGGAUACAACAACUUUUUAUGAGACGUUGAAACUAGUCAGAUCAGAACAAAUUGUACCUCUUUCAGCAGCAAGUUUUGAAAGAGGCUCCUACCAGCGAGGAUAUGAAUAUAUUGUUAGGUUACAUAUGCUCUGUGAAUUGGAACACAGUAUUAGACCUUUAUUUCAGCAGUCCACAGGUGACAGUAAUCAAGAAGAUUCCCUCAACUGGUUAGCUCGUCUAGAAAUGACUCAGAAUUCCUAUCGAGCCAAAGAGCCCAUCUUGGCACUCCGUCGAGCUUUAUUAAGUCUCAAAAAAAGACCAGACUAUAGCGAAAUGGUUGGAGAAUGCUGGCUGCAGAGUGCCAGAGUUGCCCGAAAGGCUGGCCAUCACCAGACAGCCUACAAUGCCCUCCUUAAUGCAGGAGAAUCACGACUUGCUGAAUUAUAUGUGGAAAGAGCAAAGUGGCUGUGGUCCAAGGGGGAUGUUCACCAGGCAUUAAUUGUUCUUCAGAAAGGGGUUGAGUUAUGUUUUCCUGAGAAUGAAGCUCCCACUGACAGCAAGAAUAAGUUAAUCCAUGGUCGAGCUAUGCUACUUGUGGGUCGGUUUAUGGAAGAAACAGCUAACUCUGAAAGCAACGCAAUUAUGAAAAAAUAUAAGGAUGUAACAUUAUUCUUGCCAGAAUGGGAGGAUGGACACUUUUAUCUUGCCAAAUACUAUGACAAAUUGAUGCCCAUGGUCACCGACAACAAAAUGGAGAAGCAAGGAGACUUGAUAAGAUAUAUCGUUCUUCACUUUGGAAGGUCUCUGCAAUAUGGUAACCAAUUCAUAUAUCAAUCAAUGCCUAGGAUGUUAUCACUGUGGCUUGAUUUUGGUGCCAAAGCAUAUGAAUGGGAAAAAGCUGCUCGUUCUGAUCGUUUACAGAUGAGAAAUGAUUUAGCCAAAAUAAACAAGGUGAUCACAGAGCACACAAAUUAUUUGGCACCUUACCAGUUUCUAACAGCUUUUUCACAGUUGAUCUCCCGAAUCUGUCAUUCUCAUGAUGAGGUCUUUGUUGUUUUGAUGGAAAUUAUUGUCAAAGUCUUUAUAACCUAUCCUCAGCAAGCAAUGUGGAUGAUGACUGCCGUAUCCAAGUCCUCUUAUCCCAUGCGUGUGAACAGAUGCAAGGAAAUUUUAAAUAAAGCUAUUCAAAUGAAGAAAUCUUUAGGAAAGUUCAUCGGUGACGCAACUCGCCUAACAGAUAAACUUCUAGAAUUGUGCAAUAGAUCGGUUGAUGGAGGUAGUAGUUCUACUUUAAGCAUGAAUGUUCAUUUCAAAACCCUUAAAAGACUGGUAGAAGAACCAACAUUUAGUGAAAUACUAAUUCCCUUACAAUCUGUAAUGAUACCAACUCUUCCAUCAACUCCUGGCACUCAUGUUAACCACGACCCAUUUCCUGGACAUUGGGCCUAUAUUUCAGGCUUUGAUGAUAUGGUAGAAAUUCUUCCAUCACUUCAGAAACCAAAAAAAAUCUCUUUAAAAGGAUCAGAUGGAAAAUUCUAUAUCAUGAUGUGUAAGCCAAAAGAUGACCUAAGAAAAGACUGUAGACUUAUGGAGUUUAAUUCCCUGAUUAAUAAGUGCUUAAGGAAAGAUGCAGAGUCUCGUAGAAGAGAGCUUCAUAUCCGAACAUAUGCAGUUAUUCCCCUAAAUGAUGAAUGUGGCAUCAUUGAAUGGGUUAACAACACUGCCGGCUUGAGACUUAUUCUUACUAAGCUGUAUAAGGAAAAAGGAGUAUACAUGACAGGAAAGGAGCUUCGCCAGUGCAUGCUGCCCAAGACAGCUGCUUUGUCUGAAAAAUUAAAAGUGUUCCGAGAAUUUUUGCUGCCACGGCACCCUUCUGUUUUCCAUGAGUGGUUUCUGAGGACAUUCCCUGAUCCAACUUCAUGGUACAGUAGCCGAUCAGCGUAUUGCCGUUCCACAGCGGUAAUGUCUAUGGUUGGUUACAUACUGGGUCUUGGAGACCGUCAUGGUGAAAACAUUCUUUUUGAUUCUUUGACUGGUGAAUGUAUACAUGUGGAUUUCAACUGUCUAUUUAAUAAGGGAGAAACUUUUGAAGUUCCAGAGAUUGUUCCGUUUCGCCUCACUCAUAACAUGGUCAAUGGAAUGGGUCCAAUGGGAACAGAAGGUCUUUUUCGAAGAGCAUGUGAAGUAACAAUGAGACUGAUGCGUGACCAAAGAGAACCUUUAAUGAGUGUCUUAAAGACUUUUAUUCAUGAUCCUCUUGUGGAGUGGAGUAAACCAGUAAAAGGGAGUUCAAAAGCACAGCCAAAUGAAACAGGGGAAGUUGUCAACGAAAAGGCCAAGACUCAUGUACUUGACAUUGAACAGCGACUGCAAGGUGUAAUCAAAGCUAGGAAUAGAGUAACAGGGCUACCUUUAUCUAUUGAAGGACAUGUGCACUACCUCAUUCAAGAAGCAACUGAUGAAAACUUGCUGUGCCAGAUGUAUCUUGGUUGGACUCCAUAUUUGUGAAAUGGAACUUUUACAACUUAAUACCUUCUGUUUUGACUCCAGAGUUGGUGUUAUUACAAUGAUUCAGUUCCAGAUUGCCACAUGCAUUCAUUACUGUUCUAGAUCAGUUGCUAUACUUUUUCCCAGAAAAUAGUAUUUCAGUUGUUAGUAGACUACAAAAAUAAAAUAUAUUCAGAUGUAAAUUUUUUAAGAAAAAUAUGUAUUACAGCCAUAUAAAUAAUAUUAUCCUGAUGUAUAUAUACU
Trichosurus vulpecula (common brushtail) is the source of this 8279-nucleotide messenger RNA. It is a transcript of the gene ATR, whose product is annotated as ATR serine/threonine kinase. Gene Ontology annotation, biological process: protein phosphorylation; DNA damage checkpoint signaling; telomere maintenance. Gene Ontology annotation, molecular function: protein serine/threonine kinase activity; protein binding. Bases 60 to 8036 code for a protein of 2658 amino acids. NCBI's taxonomy places the organism in Eukaryota, Metazoa, Chordata, Mammalia, Diprotodontia, Phalangeridae. The transcript has 47 exons. Gene Ontology annotation, cellular component: nucleus. The record is from RefSeq and is a predicted model, not a curated record.